AUGGGAUCCCCCUGGUACUCCAGCAUCUGGAGCAGACAGAAUGUACCCACUGUUACCAAGGUUGAUCAAGCAGUCACAAGUCAGGGAGAAGUUAAAGCAAGAGGCUCUAUUGGAUCACCUCACUGUAAUGCAGAUACUGAUGUGGCAGGACAGAACUUACAGGUGAAGGCAAGAGCAGAUAAAUCUGGACAGCUCAGCUCCUGUGAGGCAGAGGCUAAAGACGAUGAUAUUCAUUCUAAAUCGGUCGUAUUGAGUGGACAGGACGUACAGCCAGGAGAAAAAACAGUGCUGAUUGGUCGACCAGACCCCAAGCAGGGUGGAGCUAAAGGUACAGAAACUGGCCAUGUGGGAACUCGCUGGUAUUCUGGCAUCUGGAGCUUACAGGUCUCUCAACCCACAGAUAGAACAAUUAAGGUUGAUCAUUCAGGCACAAGUCUGGGAGAAAGUAAUGGACCUGGCAGUGAGGGAACCACAAAUACUAACUCCGUCUUAUUAAGUGGGCAGGACUUGCAGUCGACACCUAAAACAGUGGAGAUUGGUCAGCAGGAUUCAAAACAGAGACAAGCUAAGGUCACAGAAAUGGACGGCAUGGAAUCUCACUGGUACUCAAGUAUUUGGGGCAGACAGAAUGUACAACCAGCAGACAGAAAAGUGCAAGCUGAUCAUCGGGAAAUUAAAGAGACUUUCAGCGUGCAGCCAGAUAACUCGGGCACCAUGGAUGGACAAAACUUACUAAAUACAGACAAAACAUCAGAGGCUGGCCAAACAGGACAGGGAUUGGUUAAAGGUUAGUUUUGAGA
This is a messenger RNA of Liolophura sinensis, 800 nucleotides long. RefSeq lists its product as uncharacterized. Bases 1 to 792 code for a protein of 263 amino acids. NCBI's taxonomy places the organism in Eukaryota, Metazoa, Mollusca, Polyplacophora, Chitonida, Chitonidae. The record is from RefSeq and is a predicted model, not a curated record. The transcript is spliced from 7 exons.